This is a messenger RNA of Ostrea edulis (European flat oyster), 2314 nucleotides long. RefSeq names its product homeobox protein MSX-3-like. Gene Ontology annotation, molecular function: RNA polymerase II transcription regulatory region sequence-specific DNA binding; DNA-binding transcription factor activity, RNA polymerase II-specific. Lineage: Eukaryota; Metazoa; Mollusca; Bivalvia; Ostreida; Ostreidae. Gene Ontology annotation, biological process: embryonic morphogenesis; regulation of transcription by RNA polymerase II. The record is from RefSeq and is a predicted model, not a curated record. Bases 1000 to 1917 code for a protein of 305 amino acids. The transcript is spliced from 2 exons. Gene Ontology annotation, cellular component: nucleus.
GUGUAUUUUUUUUUUUAUUUAACAUUUGAAUAAUGAAAAUAGUCUUCUUCUUUUUUUAGAAAAUUAAUAAUUACUACUUGAAAUAAUUUAUCUCUAUGAGACAAACAGAAAAUAAUUUAAAGGAAAAAAUUAAUUCGACAAAGAUAUUUUAUCAGAUCGGAGUUUUUUUCUUCAUUCGGUAUCUUUUUAAUCUGAUAUCAAGCAAUUUCUUAUCUAGUCACUCAGAAGAAUAACAGAAAAGUAAACCUAUUUACUUUUUCUCAGUUUAGCGUGAAUCCAAACAAUCGCAAACACAAAUCCACGGAAAAACAAUGUUGUGACAUCUCUCUGGAGCCGGCGGUGAUAUUUGGGUGGCCCCGCCCCUCGAUGGACAUCGGCGCCUCUUGCUCCCGGGUCCAGCCUCGUUAUUAUCGAGUUGACAGUUGUGAUAUACGGGUUUAUCACCCAUUAUGGAUACUUUAUAUCGGGGUCAGGUAAUUGAUCAUCCUUAAUAGGGCCCGACACAUUCAAAGUCACUUUACAUCGCUCGAAUUAAUCAAGUUUUAAAUAAACAGAAUUUGUAUUUACAGAUAACCCGACACCCCUUCUUCAUAACCCCGAGUCUCGUUCGGACUUCCAUUGUGUUAGGGCUGUCAUCUUGUUUUUGAUGUGCUUUCAGAGGUUCGCAGCUAGCGGAGUGUUUCAAAUUAGCCCAAUGUUUGCCAACACGCAGCGCCUGUGACACAGUUGGUUGAAUUUUAACUAUUUGCAUUGUGCGAUGGUAAUUUAUACCCCAUUACACAUCAAUUUGUAUAUUCACCAAUGAUGCCUGCCUGCUGCUGUGACGUCACUUCCGAAGGGGAAGAAAGUUAACACCCCUUGCUCUAAAUUGUAUCAAGUUAGUUGAUAACGUGAAUUAUUAUUGUUAAUAUCGCAAAAGAUAGUCUACUAUCAAUGGAAACCUCCUGAGCAGUGAUUACUGUAUUACACGGACAGUUUUAACUAUUUUCAUCAGCCAAAAUGCAUCCCGUGGCACUUACAACAAGUUCCAAUUCGGCUUUUAGUAAACUCAGUCCGUCAAACUCGGAAACUAAUUCAGAGUCCCAGACAGAAAAAUCAACACAGAACAUUUCAUCGUCUCAGUCAUCACCAAAACCAUCUACAGUCACCUCGGCAUCGUCAUCUCCAGCUCAGAAGCAUGUGCUCAAAUUCAGCGUGGACUCGAUGUUGUCUGGGAAGUGUUCCCCCUCGCGGGACGAGACCAGGGAGAGAUCCCGCUCCCCGGACUCUGUAACGUCAGAAGAGGACAAUCCGAGAGAAUCCUCUCCUAAAAUUAGUAGUGCCAUGACUCCUUUCUCUAUGGAAGGUAUCCUGAACAAACAGCAUUCAAUGCUUCGGUCCGACUCAGUCCCAUCAGCUAUAAUGUCGCACGUGGCAUCAGAACGUUGGAAUGGUUUCUAUGGAAAUACAACAUUUCCCUGGCUCCCGGGGUCCAUAUCCCCACCUAAAGGUCCACCAAGUCCCCCGAGAAUCAACCCUCAGAAAUGCACUUUAAGAAAGCACAAAACCAACAGAAAACCCAGGACCCCUUUCACAACGUCUCAACUGUUAGCGCUGGAGAGAAAGUUCAGACAAAAACAAUACCUAUCGAUUGCGGAGAGGGCCGAAUUCUCAGCCUCUCUUAAUCUCACAGAGACUCAAGUCAAAAUUUGGUUUCAAAACCGACGGGCCAAAGCCAAGCGUCUCCAUGAAGCAGAGCUGGAAAAAUUAAAAAUGGCAAGUAAGCCCAUGCUCCCGCCAGCCAUUGGUGUGACAUUUCCCGCCGCUGCGGCAUUGUAUGGACAGUAUGCCCGGCCCCAGAGUUUUGCCCAUUCAUUCCUCACCCCCUUCAGUUAUGCAUUAACCCCAAGCAACAUGGGAAUGUCGUUUCCUCAUUGAAAGUUUGAUAUCAUAGAGUAAAUGUGGACCAUUUUGAAUGCUUGGUCAGUAUGACUGCUGGGACCUUGGACCAGUUUGCUCCUGAAUGAGACAGAACACGAGGAGUGUGCCAAAAAUAGAGUUGUAUGUAUCGUGACAGACAGACAGCGAGUGCUAUUGAGUGGACGCAGUGCUACGUAAACUCUAGAGUGACUCCGCAGAGAAGUGCUGAAAGGUAACUGAUCUCAGAACUGUUACCGCUAGUCCGUGAGGAUUAGGUGAUAUUCAAAUUGUCAAAAGGAAGACGCUUCCUUAUUUUGUAAGACAUGAUGUAAGCUCUAGACAUGGGUGUUCCUUGAAAGGAACAUGUUAAUUUUUAAUAGAAUUUCAAAUUAAAAGUCGAAUUGAAUUGAUAAAA